Drosophila kikkawai is the source of this 1222-nucleotide messenger RNA. It is a transcript of the gene p38c, whose product is annotated as p38c MAP kinase. Gene Ontology annotation, molecular function: ATP binding; MAP kinase activity. Gene Ontology annotation, biological process: protein phosphorylation; intracellular signal transduction. The record is from RefSeq and is a predicted model, not a curated record. Gene Ontology annotation, cellular component: nucleus; cytoplasm. Lineage: Eukaryota; Metazoa; Arthropoda; Insecta; Diptera; Drosophilidae.
AACCGUACGGUAUCCAAAAGAAAUGGCUGGUUUUGCGAGGGUACAAGUGAACGGAAACGAGUGGGUGAUUCCGCGUAUUUAUGAGAUUGUUGGUCCCCUGGGAGCCGGCUCCUUCGGACAGGUGGCCAAGGCGAGGCUGCAAGACACUGCUAAUUAUGUGGCCAUGAAAAAGUUGCUGCGACCGUUUGAGUCAUCGGACCAUGCGAAGCGGGUCUAUCGCGAGAUCCGCCUGCUCAAGCAUAUGGACCAUGUCAACGUGAUUAGCCUUCUGGACACCUUCCACUCGCCGUCGUCAAAUCCCAACCCCACAAUGAAUGACUUUCAGCAGGUGUAUCUGGUGACUCACCUGAUGAGCGAAGACUUGCAUUGCUUCACGCGAAGAGUGGAGCUUCGCAAUAAUGAGGUGAAAAAGAUCAUGUAUAAGAUCUUGAGGGGUAUUAAGUAUAUACAUAGCGCUGGAGUUUUGCAUCGCGAUCUGAAGCCCGGAAACAUUGCCAUAAACCAUAACUUGGAUGUGAGGAUUCUAGAUUUCGGCAUGGCUAGGCUUUCGACCGACAUUAUGAGCGACCAUGUGGGAACCAUGUGGUACCGUGCUCCCGAGCUCCUUUUCUGCUGGGAUCAGUACACAAAUGCAAUUGAUAUGUGGUCGGUUGGUUGCAUUCUGGCGGAACUUAUCAUGGGCCGUGCGCUCUUCCCUGGCACGCAUUCAAUAAAUCAACUGGAGCUUGUGCUCAACUUUAUGGGCAGACCUUCGGAAGAGUUUAUUAACGGAAUCGCAGAUGAUGGGGCCCGUAAAUACGUUCAAAAUUACCGCUAUCGGGAAGUGUACAGUUUUAGGCAGAGGUUCUCACAGGUCGAUCCGAUGGCUGUGGACUUGAUGGAGAAAAUGCUGGAAAUGAUACCCGGCAGGCGAAUUACGGCUGACGGGGCAAUGAACCAUCCAUAUCUCAGGGAUUUAAUCGAACCGCACCACCAUCUUGAGGAUAUAGCCCCGGCGUACGAUCAAAACUUUGAGAACAUGGUUUUACCCACAAAUUGCUGGAAAGAACUAAUUCUCAAUGAAAUUAGAAAUUUCAAUCCCCCGCCAGCUUAUGCUAUGGCCUUAAACCAAUGGUAAUGGUACAAGCAGACUUUCUAAAGGAAACAUUUAAAAUUAAAUAAAAUAAAUCAAUUGUUGUCACAAAAUAAGUUUAAAAAUAAAUUGUAAUGUAUUUUUAACAGA